AUGGUUGCCUCUAUACCACAUCCCCCUGGCCUCCCUUUCUUGGGGAACGUCUUCGAUUUCGACCCAAAUGACACCUGGGGCUCGUUCAAAAAGCUUGCAGACAAAUACGGUCCUAUCUUCAAGAUCAAGGCUCUCGGCAAGCAACUUGUCAUAGUUGGAAAUGUCGAGCUUGCCGCAGAGGUAUGUGAUGAGAAACGGUUCCGCAAGAACAUUCAAGCACCAAUGUUCCAGGUUAUGCGCCAGGCAGUCCAUGAUGCUCUAUUUACUGCCUACGACCAUGAACCCAGCUGGGGAAUAGCACACCGGAUCAUGGUGCCUUUUGUUUCCCCGUCAAGCGACGACGUGCGGUUGAAGGAACUACAGGAGAUGGCAUCAGAGCUUGUUACACGAUGGACAUCAGGUUCUGAUCAACCCCAGCGUGUGUAUAUAACGGAAGAUAUGAAACGGUUAACUACCCAAUCGGCAAUGUAUAUCUUCUUCAAUCAACGCCACAAUGUACUCGGCGGCGAGGGACCACCCAUUAUCGAACUAUUGGAACAUGCCUCCUGGGAAAUGGUUAAGCGGCCCAACAGGCCAAAGUUCCUUACCUGGCUCCUCUACAGGGACGUCUACGAGAAACAGAUUAGAGACUUUCGCGGGAUGGCAUCCGAUUUCAUUGCUGCUAAAAGGGCGGAAAACCCUCCUAAGCAAGACAUGCUCCAUGCCCUCCUGUCAGCUAAAGACCCCGAGACAGGCGAAACUGUCGACGAGGAGAGGGUCAUCGAUGAAAUAAUCACCAUGGUAGUUACGUCGACUACUACUGCUGGCCUCAUAACAUUCUCUUUGUUCUUUUUAAUGAAACACCCUGAAGUUAUGGCCAAGGUUCGGCAGGAGAUCGACACUGUUUUCGGUUCUAAUCCUCAGAUCACGGCGCAGAGCUUAUCAAGGCUGCAUUAUCUAGAUGCGGUUCUACGAGAGACGUUACGGCUCUCUGCUUCCGCACCAGGCUUCCUCGUCGAGCCCAUCCCUUCAGAUCACCCAGGUGACGUUAUGCUUGCAGGAGGAGAGUAUCGGGUACCAAAGGAUCAAUCAAUUCUGGUCCUACUCGGCGCUGUAAACCGCGAUCCUGAAGUGUUUGAAGACCCAGAAACAUUCAAGCCAGAACGUAUGCUAGAAGAGUCCUUUGAGAAACUACCACCUGGUGCUAAAAAGUGGUUUGGAAACGGCAAGCGAUACUGCUUCGGCAAGAGAUUUGCUCUGCAGUUGACUAUGGUUGUUUUGAUUGAGGUGCUGAGGAAAUUUGACCUGCAGAUGGCAGACCCAGACUAUCAGCUAAAGGUCACUGGAAAGGAAAUUGUUGCUUUCCUUCAAUCUCCAGCACGGCUCUUCGCCAUAGCCAACCCUAGGAAGGAGUCUUCUCAUAGCUAA
Microsporum canis CBS 113480 is the source of this 1407-nucleotide messenger RNA. RefSeq names its product NADPH cytochrome P450. Lineage: Eukaryota; Fungi; Ascomycota; Eurotiomycetes; Onygenales; Arthrodermataceae. Gene Ontology annotation, molecular function: monooxygenase activity; heme binding; iron ion binding. The transcript has 2 exons. Bases 1 to 1407 code for a protein of 468 amino acids. The record is from RefSeq and is a predicted model, not a curated record.